AUGGAGAAUGCCAACGAUAACGAUAAAAAGGACAUUAAUGGACCUCAGAAUGCUGAUCCAGAUGAGUUUUUCCAUCUGUCCAUCGAGGAUCAAGAGGUAGAUAUGUCCGAGAGAUCACAGGAUUCAGGGACAGAAAAGGUAACAGGUAUUCCAACAGAUACUGAGAUGGAGCCUUUCUCACUUGAAACUUUAGGGGUGAAGUUUGUGGAGCAGAAUUCUUUGGAAAGAACUGUUGCUGAGCAAGCGGAUAAGGCGAUAGCGGAGAAGAGCGUGGAACUUGAGAAGAAAAGACUAGAAAGAGCUCUCAAGAAGUUGUAUCAGCUACAGGGUAAAGUGAGAUCAUUAAGAUCAAGGUUGGAUACUAGCUAUGCUCGUAUCUCUGAAAAAGAUAGAGUUAGACAUCAUAUCGAUGAUUUGGAGAAAGGAGAUUUGAUACAGGCUGUCACCGAUGUGAAGGAGAUUAGAGAGAGGCUUCAUCAGGCGGAGGUUUCAAUUCGUUCCCAAUCUUCAACUCUACGGGGAAAUGUUGAGAAGGAUGAGAGUCCAGGAAAAGAUGUGACUUCCACUGAUCGUGUAAAGCGACUUCCUGACGAAACACAGCAAGAAUAUCUUAUAAGAACAGGUAAAGUGACUGCUUUUGGUAGUGCAAAUGGCUUUAUCGAAGAGAUCGAUGACGAUAAUGAAGCUGAUAAGGUGCCUUUACCUUCGCAUCAGAAUUUGCAUGUUCCAGGGUUGGAUGAUGUUUCAAAAGAAGUGAAGGAGGAGAAUAAUGAAUCACAACGUACUGGCCUUCUUGAGAAGAGUGUUCUCGAUAAUAGUGAGGGUGAUUCUCACGAUGAUGCUGAUUACGAGGAACCUUUUGGUAUUGGAGAGAGUGGUGACGAGUAUGAAGAGGACAAUUCUACUGUUGAUGAUGAUGAUAUAGAUGUUUCCAAGCCUCAUAAAGAGGGUGAGGAUGAGGACUUCAAAAACAUUGAUGAUGGUGAAGAAGAAGUAUUUCAACGUCGAUUGACACAAUGGACUGCGAAGAGGUCAUCAUUGCGUACUUUGAAACGCCCCGAUUACGUUGAUGACCUUGAUAAGCCUGAGUGGGAGAAGCCUCAUCCCGUUUCCAAUGAUGCCAUUCUUAAUGAUGAGUUUCAUGUUCCCGGUGAUAUUUAUCCGGCGCUUUUCGAUUACCAAAAGACAGGUGUUCAAUGGCUUUGGGAGCUAUAUUCACAAAGAACUGGCGGUAUCGUAGGUGAUGAGAUGGGUUUAGGAAAGACAGUCCAGGUCAUUGCCUUUCUUGCUGGUUUACAUUAUUCUCGAAAAUUAACGAAGCCUGUCUUAGUCGUCUGUCCCGCAACUGUACUAAGUCAGUGGUGUAAUGAAUUUCAUAGAUGGUGGCCUGCUUUCAGAACAAUGAUUUUGCAUUCGAUAGGCAGUGGCAUGUCCACAAAGAAGCGGACGCAUGGUGAUUUAGGGAGCGAAGAGGAGCGUUGGGACGAAAAUCUAGAAGAUGAAGGGUAUGGUGGUCAUGAACGCAGUUCGCAUAGUAUUAUGAAUGAGCAUAAUGCUAAGGAGCUGAUUCGAAAAGUUAUAAAGGAUGGUCAUGUUAUCAUCACCACUUACGUUGGUGUUCGGAUUUAUGCUAAAUAUCUUCUUCCAGUACAUUGGGAGUAUGUGGUUCUUGAUGAGGGCCAUAAGAUUCGUAACCCCGAUAGUUACAUUACACUCACCUGCAAGCAGCUCAAAACACAUAAUAGAGUCAUUCUCAGCGGUACUCCCAUUCAAAACAACUUAGUGGAGUUAUGGAGUUUGUUUGAUUUCAUAUUCCCUGGAAGGCUCGGUACUUUGCCAGUAUUUCAGAAGCAGUUCUGCAUUCCAAUUAAUCUCGGUGGCUAUGCCAACGCAACCAAUGUCCAAGUACAAGCCGGUUACAAAUGUGCCGUCAUUUUGAAGGAUCUUAUUUCACCAUACCUUCUCCGUCGAGUUAAGGCCGAUGUAGCACAGGAUUUACCAAAAAAAUCUGAGAUGGUUCUAUUUUGUGAAUUGACACGUCGUCAGAGAACCAUGUAUGAAAAUUUCCUUCAUUCUGAAGAUUUGCAACGGAUAUUGAAAGGUAAACGGAAUGCAUUAUAUGGCAUUGAUGUUUUGAGAAAGAUCUGCAACCAUCCGGAUUUGGUAAUUUCGAUGGAUAGUAAGAAGGCUGCCACAAAAGAAAAACCUCAAUAUAAAACAUCUGCGGAGUUGUCUGAAUUGUCAGGUAAGUUGCAUGUUGUCAGCAUGUUGUUACGGUUGUGGAACAAGGAAGAUCGCAAAGCUCUACUAUUCACACAGACACGCCAAAUGUUGAAUAUAUUUCAAGACUUUAUGGAGAAAUUGAACCAGGAAACUGGUAACACGUAUGGCUAUUUAAGGAUGGAUGGCACCACACCUAUUUCCGAAAGACAGAAGCUAGUGGACUCGUUUAAUAAUAACCCGAAGUAUAAGGUCUUUCUUUUAACGACACGUGUUGGUGGAUUGGGGAUCAAUUUAACUGGUGCUAGUCGUGUGAUCAUUUACGAUCCCGAUUGGAACCCGUCCACUGACAUUCAGGCUCGUGAAAGAGCUUGGAGAUUGGGUCAAAAGAAAGAUGUUACUAUUUAUCGAUUAAUGGUUGCUGGAUCCAUUGAGGAGAAAAUUUACCAUCGGCAAAUCUUCAAACAGUUUUUGACAAAUAAGAUUCUUAAAGACCCGAAGCAGAAGCGAUUUUUUAAGAUGACUGACAUGUAUGAUCUAUUUACCUUGGGUGAUCAGGACACUAAAGGUACCGAAACUGCAGAUCUUUUUGGCGCCAGAGAAACAAAUUAUCAGGGGAGUAAAGAACGGAAGUCCAGAUACCUAAGCGGUGUCAGAAGAAAAGGCCACAAGUCAACUAGUUCGGAGAAGGAUGUUGACUCAGAUGAUUUUCUGGCGGUCUCUCAAAUGAAGGGAGUUGCCAGUAUCCAAGAGUAUGAUACAGGAGAGGGUAGUAAGCCAAAGGGAGGAAAUGGUAAUGACGAUGAUAUAGGGCUUGUAUCUCAGAUCUUCAAACGUUCAGGUGUGCAUUCUGCCCUUGAGCAUGACUCGAUAUUGGGUCGCCCAGAGGGGUCUAGCUUUGUGGGAGCGAUUGAAAGUGAAGCAAAUCGAAUAGCCAGAGAUGCUGUUGAAGCAUUGCGAGAUUCGCGUAAAGUGGCUAGGCGUUCAAGUGUUGGAGUUCCGACAUGGACUGGUCGUUUCGGUUCGGCUGGAAGGAAGAUAAAUAUGAGACCCACUGGUGGGCAGCGUUUUAAGCGCAAAAUACUGCCAGGUCAUUCUGAUUCAUCUAGAGGCAGAAACGCUAGUACAGGUGUUGCUAUCACUCAUGGUAGCUCAAGUUUAUCGUCCUAUUCGAUUCUUCAAAGCAUGGAAAAUAAAUCAAAAGAUGUCGGCACUUUACGCCCUAUUGACGGUCGAAUCAGUCGUCGCAGUCCCAGUAGCACAGGUGCCGUUGAUGAUUCGAAAAAAACAAAGGACUUGAUUACUAGGCUUAGUGGUUACUUGGCAGGUGUUAAAGAUUAUUUUAGUACGUCUAGUGAGAUUCUUGAUCAUUUAAAUAUUGAUGUCUCCGACGAAAAGGAGGUGAAAAUUCUCCGGUCAAUGUUGAGGUCCAUAUGUAAAUGGGACAAGGUAAAGAGGGGCUGGGUGCUUAACGAAGAGUUCAGAUAG
Molecule: messenger RNA, 3708 nt
Organism: Brettanomyces nanus
Lineage: Eukaryota; Fungi; Ascomycota; Pichiomycetes; Pichiales; Pichiaceae
Exons: 1
Coding region: 1-3708 (1235 amino acids)
Biological process (GO): transcription-coupled nucleotide-excision repair
Cellular component (GO): nucleus
Molecular function (GO): ATP-dependent chromatin remodeler activity; ATP binding
Source: RefSeq, a predicted model, not a curated record